Drosophila obscura is the source of this 725-nucleotide messenger RNA. RefSeq lists its product as uncharacterized. The transcript has a single exon. The record is from RefSeq and is a predicted model, not a curated record. Lineage: Eukaryota; Metazoa; Arthropoda; Insecta; Diptera; Drosophilidae. Bases 115 to 669 code for a protein of 184 amino acids.
AAUUUGUUCAGUUUUAUAGAGAUCUGUCAAUCCCCAACAGUCCCCGAACGAGCCCAAAAUUUAAAAUUCCAAGCUUUUGCUCCUGAAUCAGUUUUUGCAACCAUUCUUCCCAAAAUGCUGAAGAACUCCCGAUUCCCAGGGUCAACUUCGAGUGGCGAUACGCAGCUGGACUGGAAUAGGGCGCCCUUUGAAUUGUGUGACGAGGAAUGCAUGCUGAUGGCGCUCAGCAUCUCUAUUUGCGUGCAGAUCCUGCUCAUGGCAUAUAUCGCACUCACCCUGUUUAACCCAUUUGCAUGGCGAAUCUCCAUGUACAACGCGUGGCAGCGCCAGCGUUUCAGCAACUUCAUCUUUGGCCGUCUAUUGCUACACUUGGACACAGCACAGGCCGUACAUCUUGUUGGUCAGCAGGCGCAUGGCUGCCAGCGGGCACGCAGAAUGGCUAUGGAUGCAGUUCAACUAUUUCGCCGGGAUGCCAUGAAGAUUCUUUAUCCCGCCCACGAUAUACGAUCGGUUCAUGCCGCCGAUUUGUACUUUGUGCUGGACGAGGAGGAGAGACUGAUUGCUGACGCCGGCUACGACCUAGUCAACAUUGAGGUCACUCCAGACUUCCUAAUCCAUUUACUAUAUCCAGAACGGGCUAGGCAUUUCUGUUUAUCGGAGACGUCAUGAGAGGCGCUGAGGCUGGGGCUAUACUUAUAAAACCGAAACGUCUACGAACAAAUUUU